Zychaea mexicana is the source of this 1491-nucleotide messenger RNA. RefSeq names its product peptidase S8/S53 domain-containing protein. The transcript is spliced from 6 exons. Lineage: Eukaryota; Fungi; Mucoromycota; Mucoromycetes; Mucorales; Lichtheimiaceae. Gene Ontology annotation, molecular function: serine-type endopeptidase activity. Gene Ontology annotation, biological process: proteolysis. Bases 1 to 1491 code for a protein of 496 amino acids. The record is from RefSeq and is a predicted model, not a curated record.
AUGCACACCGCCCCUUCCAUUCCUUUACCAUUCGAUGCAGUAGUAGCAAAAUAUGUGUUACUGCUCCCAUUACUGCUUUCUGUACUAUUAUCAAUAAUAUCACCAUCAUCCAUCCAUGCAUUACCACAGCAACAGCAGUCAUCAUCAUCAUCAUCAUCAUCAUCAUCAGCAACAGUCGCCUCCCUUUCUUCAUCCGACAGCAGUAACGAUGACCGUUACAUAGUCGUGCUCAAACCGGAUCUUCCACAAAUCAAUAUCACUAACCACAUCCAACGCAUUCAAAAGUUCCAUUCACCACUAACAACGAACUUGACCUCGUCUCUUGUCUCGUCAGCAACCAUUGCGCCGUCCACCAUUGGCGGAUUCCAAUGGUACUCGAGCCCAGUGCAAGAGGACGCCUUACGAGACGAUGACGCAGUGAGUUACUAUGUCAAAGACGUUCCCAUGUCGUUGCAAGAGCUCAUACAGUCGAAUCCACCCAGCUGGGGACUGGAUCGGAUCGACCAGCGAAAAGGCACAAAUGACCAAUUCAGGUUCCCUACAUCCCAGGGUCGUGGCGUCGUUAUCUACAUCCUUGACACCGGCGUCAGCGAUCAUGAAGACUUGGAAAAUCGGCUCACAUAUGGGCCUUCAUUUGUAGACGACGACAGUAGCGGAGAUCCGAAUGGACAUGGUACCUUUGUCGCAGGCGUAUGCUGUGGAACAGAAUACGGCGUUGCCAAACAAGCCAAUGUCAUUUCAGUCAAGACGCUCGACAGUGAAGGCAACGGUAUGCUGUCUGACUUGCUGAAAGGACUGGCCUAUGUCGUGGAACAGCACACGGCUCACAACAAUUCAAACUUAUCGUUAGGCGCCUUUUACAAUCAAGCAGCAAAUGAUGCCAUUGAAACUGCCAUCUCGUUAGGAAUCCACGUUACGAUCGCUGCGGGCAAUUAUGGUGAAGAUGCGUGCAAAUAUUCACCAGGCUCUACACCCGGUGCUAUCACUGUGGGUGCUACAGAUCCGGAUGAUUCCAUUGCGUCGUAUUCCAACUUUGGCAAAUGCGUUGACAUAUUUGCUCCUGGAACAGAUAUUGUAUCCAUAUGGAAUGAUGAGGACGAGCACACCCGGACAGGCACUUCCAUGGCUGCUCCUCAUGUAACCGGGGUGAUGGCGUUGUUUCUGUCGCAGAGCGAUUAUACGCCGAGCAAAUUGCAGCAACAUGUGAAACACGUCUCGAGCCAGAUCAGAAACGACUUUGAAAUCGAUGUGAUGGGCAACGGCAACAAGACUGUGGCCGACAAUUCAAUCAAUGAUGGCUAUCGCGUCAAAGGCUACAAUGGAUCCACUUUGGCCAAUCUGCUGUACAAUCACCCUGUGGAUGGUACUGCCACCUUUAUUUUCCGAACUGCAUCCAAAGCGAGCACUACCCUUACCAGUCGUCAUGCAUCACAGCCUCUCACAUUGCUCCCGCUACUCCUAGUCUCUUUCAUCGUCAUCAUCCCUCUAUAG